This is a messenger RNA of Saprolegnia parasitica CBS 223.65, 3437 nucleotides long. RefSeq lists its product as hypothetical. Gene Ontology annotation, biological process: regulation of Rab protein signal transduction. Gene Ontology annotation, cellular component: cytoplasmic vesicle. Gene Ontology annotation, molecular function: GTPase activator activity; protein binding. The record is from RefSeq and is a predicted model, not a curated record. Bases 36 to 3437 code for a protein of 1133 amino acids. The transcript is spliced from 27 exons. NCBI's taxonomy places the organism in Eukaryota, Oomycota, Saprolegniomycetes, Saprolegniales, Saprolegniaceae.
GGCGGUGGUUUCCAACACGUCGAGCAGUCGGUCGUAUGAGCAAGAACGGGCAGCGGGUCGCGGACCUCGUGCGAGGAUCGCCCGAGAACAUGGCCUGCGCCGACUGCGGCGUGGCCUUGACGACGGCCUCCGAUGCGACGUGGGCAGCGAUCACGUUUGGCGCGUUCGUGUGUCUCCAGUGCGCCGGCGCCCAUCGGCAGCUCGGUGUCAACAUCUCGCGCGUCAAGUCCGUGCACAUGGACACCUGGACCGACGACGAAGUCAAAAAAAUGCUUGGGAACCGCGCAGUCAACGCAGUCUACGAGAAGCAUCUGCGACCGGACGCCAAGGCAGCGAUGCGCCGGGCGCUCCAGGCCAAUGCCACGAGCCGUGACGACUAUGUGCGCCUCAAGUACGAGACGCGUACCUUUACGACGGAAGCCGGCCAGACGUUUGAAGGGCCAAGCUCCGACAAGUCCGAGAAGCGCAGUACGACCAGCGGCUCGAUCGUCGAAGUCUCCAAGCGCUUCGUCAACUACUUUGUCGUCGUCGGGCGUGGCCAAGCCGUCCUCGGCAAGCCGCUUGGAGAGAAUGCGGGCCCGAGCGACGUCCAGUUUGUCCCGACGAUCCUCGACAGCUUCCCCGACGCCCAUGCCGACGCGCCGUUGCCGAGCCAUAUUUCGCAGUUUGCGUUUCCAGAAGGUCUGGCGCUCAGUCAAACCCACAUCACUCCCACGUUUUUUACCUUUGUCUUGACCAACGUGAGCGGUGCCAAGCUUUAUGCAUGUGCGCUCAAGUUUGUGGAAGAGCUCUCGCCUCUCGAAGUGCUCACGCUGUUCGCACCGCCGCCAGGCAGCGAGAAGACCAAGGCGCCCAUUAUUCCAAAGUGGGCCCAAGACCUCUCGGCCGGGUCGGCGUCGACCACGUCCGUCUACUCCCCCAAGUGCCUUCUAUUGAUCUCGCACCAUCCGUUCUUCUCCGGCUACCGUCUUUUCCUCCAGCAGAUCUACCGACUGUCGCUCUCGGCGGCGCCCAUGCCGAUCGAGCGCUACAUUGCCAACUUUGUGUGCGAAGUGCCCAUGCCUCCGCGGGGCCGCAUCCAAGUGCAGCUCACGCUGCCCGAGCGCACGAUCUACGUGGCCCGGCCGCCGAAGAACCAACUGCCACUGGCCGAUUUCUCCCUUCGGUCGCUCUUUCAAGUGCUCGACAUGAACAACGUCUUGACCGUCGUGUCGUGUCUCUUGCUCGAACAAAAAGUGGCGCUGUGCUCCAAGCAUCUCGCGCUACUGACACCGAUCGCAGAGACCCUUUUGACGCUGCUGUUUCCGCUGGCGUGGCAAGGCGCGUAUAUCCCCGUGCUUCCGUCGUCGCUCUUGGACGUGAUUGACGCGCCGGUGCCGUUCCUUGUCGGUGUGCACUCAAAGUACCUCGCGACUGCAAGUCGCUCGACCGAUGUCUUUUUCAUCGACCUGGACCAUAAUCGCGUCAUUCCACCGCGCAACGAAGACGGCAUUGAAACCGUGCUGCCCAAGAUGCCCGAGCGCGCCGCGACGAAACUCAAAGUCAAACUCCAAAACUGCGCCAAUGUGUUUGAUCCAUAUGCGCCUGACAUUGCCAAGGCCGACUGGGCGUUUGGCGGCGACGAAUGCCUCGAGCCGAUCACCGAUUUCGCGUCGUCGGGCAUGACGCUGCCCAUGCCAAGCGACGUCGUGUCCAGCCGCAGGGGCAGCCUUGGCGACAAGCGCACGCUCUCUGCUGCGUCGGCUGCGUCCCUCGCAGCGUCGUCGUCUCUCUCCAGCAGCCUGCACUUCAGCUCCUUCAAGCUUCUCUCGCAUACGAGCUCGUCGGCGUCAAUGCUGGAGCGCGAUCGGUCGUUGUCGUCGUCGUCAAGUGUCGACAGUCUCAUGCUACCGACACCGGCGCUCGGAGGUGGGUUUGUGCAAGACCAAGUCCGGCAGUCGUUCUUGCGCUUCUUCAUUUCAAUGCUGAAGCGCUACGCGUCCUACUUGAACAAUGACAGCAGCAAAACCAACACGGCGCCCAUCUUUGACGCCACUGGCUUCCUACGCGACAACAGCGACGUCGCGUCCCGACCGUUCCUGAGCGUCAUGAUCGAGUCUCAAAUGUUUCAGCGCUUUUGCGAAGAUCGGCUCUUCAACCCGACGCUGCCGGAAGUGGUUUUUUUCGACCAAGCCAUCAACCAAAAGCUGAACCGGUCCUUGUCGCUUGGAAAGAAGAAGCAUGACGUGAGCUUUCUUGAAGACAAGACGGACGUCAUCCGAGAGACGUUUGUGACGCCGUCGCCGUCGACACUCGGCCUCCCCGACAAUGGCGCCGUGUACCACUACAAGGCUUUUCCACGGCUCAAAAAACAUCUCUUUGGGACGAUCCGCAAGCCGCGCGAGCUCUACGCAGCCCGAGAGCAGCAGCGCUUUGUCGCACCCGUCGACGUGCACCAGCAAAUCUACCGGCUCAGCACGUGCGUCAAGGACACGGCUGCGACGUGGGACGCGACCCGCCGCCUCGUCACACGCCUGCAAGCGUUUUACCGGGCGUAUCGCCAGCGCAGUGCGUACUUGCGCACGCGCCGCGCCGUGCUGUGCAUCCAGCGACACCUCGCCGCCCGUCUCAAGCGCCAACAGCUCCAAGCCAGCUACCGUCGCCUGCGCGCGGCCAUUACGUGUCUUCAAGGUCGCUUUCGCAUGGUGGCUCAACGCGCUGCGUACGAGAUGCAGCGACGAGCCCUGCUGCGGCUUCAGGCGUUUGGAAAGCAAGUGGUGUACACGCGACGGCUGCAGCGGCUACGCUAUGGCAUCUUGCGGCUCCAGGCGCGCUUCCGAGGCCAGCAGCAGGCCCGCGCGUUCGCCCGCAUUCGCGCCGACGUCGUUCGCGUUCAAAGCCUUUUUCGUGGCGCGCUCACGCGGAUGGCGUCGCUCCAGUGGCGCCAGGAGCUCUUGAGCACGUACCGCGACACGAUCUUUGAGUUGUGGCAAAAGGCGUGCGUGCCACUCUUGUAUCGGUCGAAAUUCUGGGUUAUUUACGACAAACCCGACUUUUUGUCGCUGGGCGUGCACCUGGAAGAAAUGGGACGACUGCAUGCGAUCUUGACGGCCGUCGACGGCCACGAGCGGCUGCACGUGUCGGCCGUGCCCAAUGGCCCUGUUGCCAAGACGCUCAAGACGUUCUGGACACCGGUGCUCCGCGUCCACCGACGCGCGGCGCGCGCCCGGCGCCAGCACCUCUUGAAAGCGUCGCACUCGAGCUUUGAAAUCGAUGCGCAGGCGUUUGUGCGGCUUGAAGAAGAGAUGCUCGAGCUGUACGAGCAGCUGAAAUACCACACGACGGACGCCAUGCAGCAUGCGUUCUACGCGGCCUUUGAUAUUUGCUCGACAAGCAAGCUCAAGAAGCGCUCGGUACGUCAUCAAGAGAAGAAGAAAGGGUGCCAUUCUGGUGGCUAG